Messenger RNA from Schistosoma turkestanicum, 1099 nucleotides. The record is from the annotation of a GenBank genome assembly. Lineage: Eukaryota; Metazoa; Platyhelminthes; Trematoda; Strigeidida; Schistosomatidae.
CACAGGCGCGCUUAUCGCUUUUUUGCGCUACAAUAACAGAAAUUGGUAACAUCACUUCGCAUCGAUUCAUCUUAUAAUUUAACAACAAAAAGAAAUGAGCAGUGAAGAAUUGGAUCAAUUUUUUAGAGAUCCUAUGGUUUUAGCUCAUAUCGAGUCAUUUAUGGAUGCGCAUUGUUCUAUAUUCACAUGUGAAAAAGAAAUUCAUGCUGAACAUUAUGUUGCACAUAAAGCAUUUUCAGAAAUGAUGAAACAUCUAUUAUUAGACAAUUCAUCAAUUCAAUAUAAUCAAAUUCAAGAAAUCUAUGCUACUUAUAAAAUAACAAAUGAAGAAAAUUUCUUAUUGAAUUCCAUUUCUUACAUAAUUGCUUCAUGGAAUUUUGAAUUAUUUUAUCAAUUAAUGACUUUAAUCAAUGUUGAUUUACAAUUGGAAGCAUUACAUUUUAUUCAACAAAAACAUCACAAUCAAUCUGUACAAAUUGAUUCCAGCAACAACAACAAUGAUAACACUGAGUUGAUGAAUAAUAACUCUACUACACAAAUAAAUCAAAAUGAAAUAACUGAUAUGUUAUUAGAAAAAUCUCAACAAAAAAAUGGAGUGAUGAAUACAAUCAAACAAACAAUUCAAAAUGAACUUUGUGAAAAUUGUCAGGUAAAAAACAAUGAACAAUUAAUAACGAAGAUUGAUUCUAAUAUUGCUCGUGAUAUACCUACAACAAUUCACACUAACCGUCCGGAAUCAAAACUAGAUUGUUCCGCUGAUACAAUGACAUCAUCAUCAUCUGAUGACAUGUCAACAAGACAUAACAAUAAUGAAUCUAUUCAUCAACAGAAAUAUGGUAAUACUUCAAAGCCAACUGAAGAUGAAUUAGUUGAGAAACAAGCAUUUUUACGUAAACAACGUGAUUUACUAGUGGAAAUACGUCGUAAAAAACGUGAACAAUUAUUAUUAUUAUCUUCUAAUCAGUUACAUAGUUCAACGGAUGACUGUCUUAAAGAUACUACUAAUAAUGUAAGUUGUGAAACCAAACAAUUCGAAAUUUUCAUUUUUCCUCUGUUCAGUUAUAAUAGAACACUAGACUACGAAGGUUUUAAAACAUAA